AUGAAGACUUUCGUUUCAUUCGCAGUCCUCUUGACCACGGCUCUCUCAGCACCAGCGCCAGCGCCAGUAACAGCAGCAGAAGGAGUCAGUUUUCCGAUCACUGAUCUUCUCGGCACCGAUCUUACCAUCAAAGAAUACACCCAACAACUUGAAGACGCUCAAAGAGUCGAAGAGUUUACCUUGACCAAGCGACAAUAUGGCGGCGACACUUACAAUCAGCUCACUGACGGAACCGCAUGUCGCGCGGUGACAGUCAUCUGGGCACGCGGCACUACUCAGGAAGGAAACGUCGGAACACCAGACUCAGAAGGCCCGACUUUCUUCAACAAUCUGGCUAGCAGACUUGGAGGCACCAGCCGAUUGGCAAUCCAAGGCGUGACCUACCCAGCCAGCAUCGCGGGAUUCCUAGCGGGAGGCGAUGCAGCUGGAUCUACCACCAUGUACAAUCUGAUUAACACCGCGGCGUCAAAAUGUCCGUCGACAAAGAUCGUGGUCUCGGGAUAUAGUCAGGGUGCCCAGUUGGUGCAUACCGCAACACAAAGGCUUUCGGCAGCGGUUGCCGCAAGGGUUAGCGCCGUUGUUACCUUUGGGGACGCAGAUAGAGACGAGACUUUCGGAAGCGUCGCGGCAUCCAAGAUCCUCAUCAUCUGCCAUGAUGGCGAUAAUAUCUGUGAUAACGGUAUCAUCAUCACUCCAGCACAUAGAAAUUAUGAGAUUGAUGCACCUGCUGCCGCGGCGUUUGUGGCUACAAAAGUCUGA
Messenger RNA from Dothidotthia symphoricarpi CBS 119687, 759 nucleotides. Its product is annotated as carbohydrate esterase family 5 protein. Gene Ontology annotation, biological process: carbohydrate catabolic process. The record is from RefSeq and is a predicted model, not a curated record. The transcript has 4 exons. Lineage: Eukaryota; Fungi; Ascomycota; Dothideomycetes; Pleosporales; Dothidotthiaceae. Gene Ontology annotation, cellular component: extracellular region. Bases 1 to 759 code for a protein of 252 amino acids. Gene Ontology annotation, molecular function: cutinase activity.